AUGGCCGCCCUCCUCGCAGGCCUCAAGGACCUGCUCAUGCACCUCGUCGACCCCUGGCUGUUCAUGGGCAUCUCGGCCUCGCACAUACCCCAGACGGUCCGUGACGUCGUCGCGUCCGGCGCGCUGUGGAAGCUCCUCUGGCCGCCUGCCUUCUCCGACGUGCUGUUCGGCAACUUCUGGGCCACCGUCGGCCCCAGCGUCAAGGAGGCCGGCGAGGCGCGCGUCAUCCCCCUACUCGAGGGCCGCGUCUCGGGCGGCCGCAUUCACGACGCCGUCGUGGGCACACCCGUCCAUGGGACCGUCAUCGAGGUCGGCGCCGGCAGCGGCAUGUGGGCCGACGUCUUUGCCCGCAUCGGCGCCGGCGCCCCUGACUCGGACUCGGCGGGCAGCGGGGCGGGCGCUCGCAAGAGAAGGCAGGCCGGCGGCGCUGGCGGCGGCAUCACCAAGAUCUACGGCGUCGAGCCGCACCCGCAGUCCGCCGCCGCGCUGAGGAAGCGCGUCAAGGAGGUCGGCCUGGGCGACGUGUACGAGGUUGUCCCCGUGGGCAUCGAGUCCGUCAGCGACCCCAAGGCAUGGGACGGCCACAUCGCCCCUGGCAGCGUCGACUGCAUCGUCGGUGUCCUGUGCCUGUGCAGCAUUCCGGAUCCGGAGGAGAACAUCAAGCACCUGUACAAGCUGCUCAAGCCCGGCGGCCACUGGUACGUGUACGAGCACGUCAAGACGACCCGCGGAGGGCCGCUCUUCAGCCUGUACCAACGACUCGUCAACAUCCCGUGGUCGUUUUUCCUGGGAUCGUGCCGUAUCUGCCGCGACACCAAGAAGAGCCUCCUCUCCGCCGGGUCAUGGCAUCAGAGCGACCUCGUCCAGCCGCCGGACGAGCCGGCGUACGCUGUCCUUCCCCACAUUCUCGGCACCUUAACCAAGUAG
This is a messenger RNA of Purpureocillium lilacinum, 927 nucleotides long. RefSeq lists its product as uncharacterized. The record is from RefSeq and is a predicted model, not a curated record. NCBI's taxonomy places the organism in Eukaryota, Fungi, Ascomycota, Sordariomycetes, Hypocreales, Ophiocordycipitaceae.